AAUAGGCUUCAUGGGGCGUCCGUAUAGAUCGGAGACAGAACUUCGUGGGGCAUGGCGUCGUAUGCAUAACGGAAUGCACGCUGAUGACGACAUCGGAUGACACGAAAAAAAAAACAAGCAUGAGCUCAAGAGGCAGCGGGAGUGGAGGCUUGGAACUUUCCUAUAACAUGAAGAAUCCCAAAAGAGGUCUGUGUGUCAUCCUUGAUGUACAGAAUCCUGGACGUUCCUCGUGCACAAAGGACGCAAGAAAUGUAAGGUCUGCCUUCCAAUACCUUGGCUUCAACUGCACCGUGCAUUCUACUCCAACAGCCGCAACGAUUCAGAAGAUACUCACUGAAGCGUCUACGUGGCGUGACAACGCUUGGUCAGAUUGUUUUGUCUGUCUGCUCUUAACACCUGGCAAGAAUGGCGACAUGCUUGUCGAAGGCGACCAAAAGUUCACUACGGAUAUGCUCACAAAAUAUUUCGUGGCAUCUUCCUGUAGAAGCCUCAAAGACAAGCCCAAGCUCUUCUUCGUCCAGAUCUAUGAGGACAUGGAAGAAGUCGCUUCUGACGACAUUGCAGUGUAUGACAUGACGAUUCCCGCAGAGUUUGAUUUCUUUCUAUGUUAUGACGUCAGCAAACGAAGCAACAGCGGCCGCAAGUCCAACCUCAUACAAGCGGUGGACUCCUUGCUACGAGACACUGUUGCACCUUACCAGGCGGUGGAACUCCAGGACAUCGUGCGAAAGGCAGCGAGAAUGGUCUCACAGGCAUCGACAACAUCGUGUUACAUGAGCACGCUGAGAAGAAGAGUUGUGUUCAGCGUCAAGCAGCUUGCACGCUGAACAUUGCACAUCCCUGUAUAUGUUACGGGGGGCUGUGGGGCUGUACAUAAUGGUUACUGAAUCAUCGGAGCCCACGGAAAAGAGAGUGCACCGUGAUGCUUUCAAAACACUUGUGGUCCGCCACAGAAGGAAAACUGACGUUCUUUCGUCUAUUGAGGUUAUCCUAAAUUUCCUUUUUCUUUCUCGUGUAAACUCGACGAAAAACGAACAGACAAAUUCUGUGGGUGUGAGCUGUGUAGAAAUGUGCACACGCGGGAAGACAAAGCAGUUUACUGCGUGCUCGAUCUGAACCGUCAUCAAUGGAAUCAGCGUGGAUCCCGUGCAGUUUGCUUUGCACUCCGCGCUAUGUACAACUUGUGGUUUCCCGGCAACAAUCCGACACAUUAUAGAAGACUGUAGCCAGUACGUAUGCGAGCGACGGGCCUUUAAAUGUCAGCUUGAACUGCUGGAUCAGAGGCCAAUCCGUGGAUCCGGUUAUUUUUGAAGGGUGAUGCGGGCAAGCUUACGCUUGUCCCAUCCUACAGUUGGUAGUACCAAGUCAGCGUGGAUCCCGUGCAGCUUGCUUUGUGCAGCCCUCUCUGGCAGAAGCUUGUUUCAUCUUAGCGGCUUUCAAUUUCCCCGAAUAAUGUAGCAGUAUACUGUAACAUAAUGUAUGGGUAUAGUGAGCAAGACAAAGUAAAAAUAGACGCACUUUUCCGCUUGUUCCGAUUAGCUUCGCUCUACCGCUAGAUUACAGUCAACCCUCGAUUUAUGAACACCCUCGGUUCCCCGAAAAAUCGUUCAUAAAUCGAGGGAUUCAUAAAUCGAAAAUUCAGUUAACUGAGUACUAUCGAGCAAGUGCAACAGUAUUUCCGAGUUGGGAUUGUGUUUAUAAUGCCAUAUAUUGCGUAAUUUUGAUUUGACCAUGCCUUCUGCUGCAUCAAUCUCACAAAGAACAGACGUUAGCGCAUUCACACUCUGUUGCAAUACUAAAUUGUUUAAUAUUGCUUUGGACCAUGCCUUCCGUUGUGUCAAUCUUGGAAAUAAGAUAUGUCACCACAUU
Messenger RNA from Ornithodoros turicata, 1869 nucleotides. Its product is annotated as caspase-10-like. Lineage: Eukaryota; Metazoa; Arthropoda; Arachnida; Ixodida; Argasidae. Gene Ontology annotation, biological process: proteolysis. Bases 84 to 827 code for a protein of 247 amino acids. Gene Ontology annotation, molecular function: cysteine-type endopeptidase activity. The transcript is spliced from 5 exons. The record is from RefSeq and is a predicted model, not a curated record.